Messenger RNA from Chinchilla lanigera (long-tailed chinchilla), 3345 nucleotides. RefSeq names its product PDZ domain containing 4 (gene Pdzd4). The transcript has 8 exons. Lineage: Eukaryota; Metazoa; Chordata; Mammalia; Rodentia; Chinchillidae. The coding region runs from base 117 to 2432 and encodes 771 amino acids. Gene Ontology annotation, molecular function: protein binding. The record is from RefSeq and is a predicted model, not a curated record.
AGGCACCCGCCCACGCACGCUAUGGCCCCCCGCCUCGGCCCGGGGCCCGAGGUCCCGCGAACCGACCACUGACCGACGCCCGCGUUCCUGCCCCCGCCUCCCCGCCGGCCAGCACCAUGGGAUGCAAUAUGUGCGUGGUCCAGAAACCGGAGGAGCAGUACAAAGUGAUGCUUCAGGUGAAUGGGAAGGAGCUCUCCAAGCUGUCUCAGGAGCAGACGCUGGAGGCCCUUCGCACCUCCAAGGAGCCCCUGGUCAUCCAGGUGCUAAGACGAAGCCCCCGCCUGCGGGGUGACAGCUCCUGCCAUGACCUUCAGCUGGUGGACAGUGGCACUCAGACCGACAUCACCUUUGAGCACAUCAUGGCGCUGGGCAAGCUGCGCCCGCCUACCCCGCCCACAGGCAUCCUGGAGCCGUACGUCCUGUCUGAGCUCACCCCCAUCAGCCAUGAGUAUUAUGACCCGGCAGAGUUUAUGGAGGGCAGCCCACAGGAGGUAGACCGCAUGGAUGAGCUGGAGUACGAGGAGGUGGAGCUUUAUAAAAGCAGCCACCGAGACAAGCUGGGCCUGAUGGUGUGCUACCGCACGGACGAUGAGGAAGACCUGGGCAUCUAUGUUGGAGAGGUGAAUCCCAACAGCAUCGCAGCCAAAGACGGCCGGAUCCGCGAGGGGGACCGAAUCAUUCAGAUUAACGGCAUGGACGUCCAGAACCGAGAAGAGGCAGUGGCCAUCCUGAGCCAGGAGGAGAACACUAACAUCUCCCUGCUGGUGGCGCGGCCCGAGAGCCAGCCCGCAAAACGGUGGAAGGACAGUGACCGGGAUGACUUCCUGGAUGACUUUGGCUCUGAGAAUGAGGGGGACCCAUGUGCCCGGAAGCUGAAGUCACCCCCUGCCCAGCAGCCUGGAAAUGAAGAGGACAAGGGGGCCCCGGAAGCGGGCCCAGGCCUGAGCAACAGCCAGGAGCUGGACAGCGGGGUGGGCCGGACUGACGAGAGCACGCGCAAUGAAGAGAGCUCAGAGCACGACCUGCUAGGGGACGAGCCCCCCAGCGCCACCAACACCCCCGGGACCCUGCGCAAGUUUGGCCUGCAAGGGGACUUGCACUUCAGCAUGGACUCGCUGCUGGCAGAAGGUGCAGGGCUGGGUGCAGGAGACGUGCCCGGCCUCACUGACGAGGAGUACGAGCGCUACCGGGAGCUGCUGGAGAUCAAGUGCCACCUGGAAAAUGGCAACCAGCUGGGCCUGCUCUUCUCAAGGGCCUCGGCGGGCAACAGUGCCCUGGAUGUCAACCGCAACGAGAGCCUGGGCCAUGAGAUGGCCAUGCUGGAGGAGGAGCUGAGGCACCUGGAGUUCAAGUGCCGCAACAUCCUGCGCGCACAGAAGAUGCAGCAGCUGCGGGAGCGGUGCAUGAAGGCCUGGCUGCUGGAGGAGGAGAGCCUGUACGACCUGGCGGCCGGCGAGCCCAAGAAGCACGAGCUGUCCGACAUCUCUGAGCUGCCUGAGAAGUCUGACAAGGACAGUACCAGCGCCUACAACACGGGGGAGAGCUGCCGCAGCACCCCGCUGCUCGUGGAGCCCCUGCCUGAGAGCCCACUGAAGCGGGCUGUCACUGCUGCCGCCAGCAACUCCAAUUUGAACCGGACCCUCCCUGGUCCUCCCAUCACCAGCGCCCCCAAGGUGACCCCCGCACCAGGGAGCCCUGCCAAGUUCCGGUCCCUCUCCCGGGAACCCGAGGCGGGCCGGAGGCAGCACGCGGAGGAGCGUGUCCGCCGGGGCCCCAAGACUGGGGUGGCCCUGGAGCGGAUGGGCCCUGAAGGCAGUCCUUACCUGUCGAGACGCCACCGCGGCCAGGGCCAGGAGAGCGAGCACUACCACAGUUGCGUGCAGCUGGCCCCACCACGCACCCUGGAGGAGCUGAGCCAUGGUGCCUUGGGCCUGGCUGGCGGCUCCCAGGUGGGCAGCGUGGCAGCUGGGGCCGAGGCACCCCGUAUGGAGUGGAAGGUGAAGGUGCGCAGCGAUGGCACUCGCUACGUGGCCAAGAGGCCUGUGCGCGACCGGCUGCUGAAGGCCCGGGCCCUGAAGAUCCGGGAGGAGCGCAGCGGCAUGACCACGGAUGACGACGCAGUGAGCGAGAUGAAGAUGGGCCGCUACUGGAGCAAGGAGGAGCGCAAGCAGCACCUGAUACGCGCGCGCGAGCAGCGGAAGCGCCGUGAGUUCAUGAUGCAGAGCCGGCUUGAGUGCCUGAGGGAGCAGCAGAGUGGCGAUAGCAAGCCCGAGCUCAACAUCAUCGCACUGAGCCACCGCAAGACCAUGAAGAAGCGGAACAAGAAGAUCCUGGACAACUGGAUCACCAUCCAGGAGAUGCUGGCCCACGGCGCGCGCUCAGCAGACGGCAAGCGGGUCUACAACCCCCUGCUGUCUGUCACCACUGUCUGAGCCGCCCAGGCAGCCCUCAGCUUCCCUUGGAGUCUGAUGUGUGUGUGCACCGCGUUCCCGCACCUCCUGCCUGUCCUUGUGCGCACGGGGAAGAGAGGGGAUGCUCCUUUCGCAUGGCCUACUUCCUUCUCCCCAAGUAACCGGCCGGGUCGACAGCCAGCCUUGAGCUCCGCUGUGCGUGUGUCCCCAUGCUGGAGGCAGGGAAGCCGGUGCGAGGUGACAAGGACUAAGCACAAGACAGCAUCCAGCUUCGUGCUCCCUGGAGCUGCAGUGAUUCGUAGAACAAAGGCACCCCGGUUUUUGUGGUUUUUUUCCCUUUCUGUGCUUGCUGAUAGUUGUUUUUCUGUAUCGUGGCUCUGCCGUGGGCGGGCAGCUUGGCCGAGGGGCAGAGGUGGAGCCCUGUGUGCCGGCUGGGAAGGAGUUGGGGGGGAGCGGAGGGAGGGUGGGGGGAGGGGGGCGGGAGGAACGGGAAGCAGCUCCCGGCGCCUGGCAAUGACAGGCCGAAUGGGGAGCCUGGAUUCAGCUUGCUCAAGGCUCACUCCUGGGGGCCGCCCCCUUCCCCAGUGACCAAAGGAAAGCGAGACUGUGGGGACAGAGGGACAGUGUCCAUCCGAGAAGUCACUGCCCCUGGGUCUGUGCCGUGCCGUCUGGGGCUGGGCCACUUAGAUGUCAGGCGGGGUGAGAGGCCAAGCCCCGUCAGCAACACGGAAAAACCUCAGACCCCUCAGCCUGGAGAGGACUCGGUGAGAGGCAGGUGGGCUGGGCGGGAGGGAGAAGCCCCAGCCUCUUCCGCGUGUUGCAGUAUGCAACCAUGCUGCCUGUGCGCUGCCCUGUGCUUGGAGGCAGACGGCUGCCACACCCCUGCCCCACCUGCAUCUUGAGAAUAAAGCAAGCUGCCUUUUUACUAACUGAA